UGUGUGACAAUGAUGGAGAAGAGGUGACCAGAGCCCUGGGCAGGUCUGUCACCUUCCGCCUCCAGAGCCUGGAUGGAGAAGCCACCGCUUGGAGCUUUCACAACGACAUCAUCGUGACCGUUAAAUUUGGCAAUCCUCCCGAACCCACGUUUUUUGACAACUCCUACAAGCCGCGCUUGACCUUCACCGAGAACGGCAGAGCGCUCACCAUCUCCCAGCUGCAGAUGGACGAUGCCGGUACCUACACUGCAAAGACCGCCACGGAAAAAAAAACCACCUUCACCCUACACGUGUACAGGGAGCUGGCGGUGCCGACGGUGACCUGCGCGGCGCAGAACUGCUCGGCCGACGGCUGCCGCUACACCCUGGGUUGCACCGCGGUGGGGUCUGACUUCGGGGAUGUCUCCUACAGCUGGAACAGGGAGGGCUGGCUGUUGGACGAGGGACCCACGGUGCUGGUGUUUUUUGGCGAAGAGCCGUCCCCCCUCACGUGCACGGCGCAAACCCCCGUCAGCAGCCGCAACGUCACCGUCAUCUCACCCGCUGCCCUCUGUACAGGCACCUACUCCGACAGGCAGGUUGGAAUCGUGGUCGGGUCUGUGAUUGGCGUGGUAGCGGUGUUAGCAGCAGUGAUCUUAUUCGUCUACUGUAAAUCCAAAGGCUGGAAGAUCUUCCGUGUGCCUGCAGCCGAGGCUAGGAACACAGAAGCCGGAGCAGAGUACUCAACGGUGUACGCCCAAGUCAGUUCUACCCAGCAGGUGCACGUGCAGAGUUUCCCUAAUGCACGGAAAGACGAACCAAAGACAACACUGAUCCCCGGCAUGGAGAACUCCAAAACCAUCUAUGUCACCGUCCAGGCUGUUGCCCAGACGGAUGACGAGAAGAUGGGCAAUGCCAUGGCGGGGUGCCGGGAGCAGGAUGAGAAAAGCAUCUACUCCAUGAUCAGAUAG
This is a messenger RNA of Pterocles gutturalis (yellow-throated sandgrouse), 950 nucleotides long. RefSeq lists its product as uncharacterized. The transcript is spliced from 7 exons. Gene Ontology annotation, biological process: T cell activation. The record is from RefSeq and is a predicted model, not a curated record. Gene Ontology annotation, cellular component: external side of plasma membrane. The annotation marks the transcript as partial. Lineage: Eukaryota; Metazoa; Chordata; Aves; Pterocliformes; Pteroclidae.